This is a messenger RNA of Lodderomyces oxycetoniae, 2727 nucleotides long. Its product is annotated as TFIIH/NER complex ATPase/helicase subunit. Gene Ontology annotation, molecular function: ATP binding; 3'-5' DNA helicase activity; DNA binding. The transcript has a single exon. Gene Ontology annotation, cellular component: transcription factor TFIIH holo complex; transcription preinitiation complex; nucleotide-excision repair factor 3 complex. Lineage: Eukaryota; Fungi; Ascomycota; Pichiomycetes; Serinales; Debaryomycetaceae. Gene Ontology annotation, biological process: nucleotide-excision repair; transcription initiation at RNA polymerase II promoter. The coding region runs from base 1 to 2727 and encodes 908 amino acids. The record is from RefSeq and is a predicted model, not a curated record.
AUGUCUAGAAGAGGCCAGUCUGUUAGUUAUGCUGAAGUUGAUGAUGAGAAUUUUUCAGAUGAAGGAUUAGAUGACAAGGGUGAUCAAGAAUAUGGAAUAGCAUCAAAACGAAAGUCAGGACGAGUCUCCUUAGGAGACUCUCGAAAAGCAAAGAAGCAAAAAGCGCGCUUGGUGGUUGAUGGGUUGAAGCAUGAAUUGGAGGACAAUAAUUUUUCCGAGGAGGAGUUGCUAGAUAUUACUCCAGACAUACCAGAUGACUAUAUUCCCGAUGCAGUAUCCAAAUCGUUUGGAAGAGCAGACUUUUCGUAUUUAAAGUUGAAGCCAGACCAUUUUUCCAGACCUAUUUGGAUAUCUCCCAACGACCUUCGAAUUAUUCUAGAGUCCUUUUCGCCCUUGGCGGAACAAGCACAGGAUUUUUUAAUCACCAUAGCCGAGCCAAUAUCGAGGCCUUCGCAUAUUCAUGAAUACAGGAUUACUGCUUAUUCAUUGUAUGCGGCAGUCUCUGUAGGACUAGAAACGGACGAUAUAAUAUCGGUGCUCAACCGAUUAUCCAAAGUGCCAGUGGCUGAAUCAAUAGUUCAAUUUAUCAAAGCAGCUACUGUCUCUUAUGGAAAAGUGAAGUUGGUUUUAAAGAAUAAUAGAUAUUUUGUAGAGAGCACUCAAGCAGAUAUAUUGCAGAUGCUACUAAAAGACGAAGUUAUUGGACCCUUGCGUAUACAGUCGACAGAAAAUACUGUAACAAGUAACGGGCUUGUUCAGAGUGCUGCUCCUCAAAACGAUAUCAGCAUUCCAGGAACCAAAAAGAAUAAUACCAACAACAACAGCAAUAACAACAACAAUAAUAACAGCAACAGCAACAGCAACAACAACAGCAACAACAACAACAGCAACAGCAACAACAACAACAACAACAACAACAACAACAACAGCAACAACAACAGCAACAACAACAGCAACAACAACAGCUAUAAUAAUGAUUCCAAUGAGACAAAUCAAGCAGAAGAUAUAUUUGCAUCGGUAGUAGGAAACCGCGAAGAAGAAGACGACUUGGACACUGUACAUUCGUUUGAGAUAUCUCACGAUUCGGUUGAACUAAUCAAACGAAGGUGUCAAGAAAUCGAUUAUCCAGUUUUGGAAGAAUACGAUUUCCGUAACGAUGCCAGAAACCCGGAUUUAGAGAUUGAUUUGAAACCUUCAACUCAAAUUAGACCUUACCAAGAGAAGUCAUUGUCCAAAAUGUUUGGAAAUGGAAGAGCAAGAUCCGGUAUCAUUGUUCUACCUUGCGGUGCUGGAAAGACAUUAGUCGGAAUAACUGCAGCCUGUACAAUUCGAAAGUCAGUAAUUGUGUUGUGUACUUCCUCCGUCUCCGUGAUGCAAUGGAGGCAGCAGUUUCUACAGUGGUGCACAAUUCAACCAGACAGCGUUGCCGUUUUCACCUCUGAAAACAAGGAGAUGUUUGCCAGCGAGUCUGGUCUAGUUGUCUCGACUUAUUCUAUGGUUGCAAACACGCGUAAUCGGUCGCAUGAUUCCCAAAAGGUGAUGGAUUUCUUGAGAUCAAGAGAAUGGGGCUUUAUUAUUUUGGAUGAGGUCCAUGUUGUGCCUGCAAACAUGUUUAGAAGAGUUGUUACAACUAUUGCCGCUCAUGCUAAAUUGGGCCUUACUGCAACAUUGGUUCGUGAAGAUGAUAAGAUUGAUGAUUUGAAUUUCUUGAUUGGUCCAAAAUUAUACGAAGCAAAUUGGAUGGAUUUGGCCCAGAAGGGUCACAUUGCAAGCGUGCAAUGCGCUGAGGUAUGGUGCCCCAUGACGUCAGAGUUUUACCAAGAGUAUUUGAGGGAAAGUGCUAGAAAAAGGAUGCUUUUGUACAUUAUGAACCCCUCAAAGUUUCAAGCUUGUCAAUUUUUGAUUCAUUAUCACGAGAAAAGAGGAGAUAAAAUUAUUGUCUUUAGUGAUAAUGUUUACGCAUUACAAGAGUACGCUUUGAAACUUGGAAAGCCAUUUAUAUUUGGCUCAACGCCACAACAAGAAAGAAUGAAGAUUUUGCAAAAUUUCCAACACAAUGAUCAAAUCAAUACGAUAUUUUUGUCAAAGGUGGGUGAUACAUCAAUCGAUUUGCCCGAGGCAACGUGUUUAAUUCAAAUAUCGUCCCACUAUGGAUCCAGAAGACAAGAAGCACAAAGGUUGGGAAGGAUUUUGCGUGCAAAGAGACGUAAUGACGAAGGUUUCAAUGCCUUUUUUUACUCAUUAGUGUCGAAAGAUACUCAGGAAAUGUAUUAUUCAACCAAGAGGCAAGCAUUUUUGGUUGACCAGGGUUAUGCAUUCAAGGUGAUUACUCAUCUUAGUGGUAUGGAACAAUUGCCUGAAUUAGCAUAUGCAUCUGCUCGAGAACGUCGAGAAUUAUUGCAACAAGUUUUGUUGAAAAAUGAAGAUGCUGCAGGUUUGGAAAUUGGUGAUGACGUUGACACGAAUUUCAUUUCUAAGGAGCAAAGAAUGAGAUUAGAGAAUGCAAAACAAAGCGGUGCAUCAAGAAUGUCCGGCUCAUUGGCUGGUUUGGCUGGUGGUGAAGACAUGGCAUAUAUAGAGUACGGUAAGAACAAGAAUAAGGAAUUGAGAGACUCACACCAUCCUUUGAUUCAAAAGAUGUACUACAAAAAGAAACAAUCAUUACAGCAACUGCAACAACAACAACAACAACAACAACAACCGCAGCAGCAAUUCAGGAGGAAAUAG